CGCCCCGGGACUAGUGUGUGCAAACCCCGCCCCUUACUACAGUCCAGGAAUAUAAAGCCUUUGUCAGGCUUUUCCAAAUUAUUGCUGAGCCGUACUGUUACGUUUUAAGACAACUUUUUGCACAUUUUUGCAACAAUGAGGGAGAUUGUUCACAUCCAGGCCGGUCAGUGCGGAAACCAAAUUGGUGCCAAGUUUUGGGAGGUAAUCAGUGAUGAACAUGGGAUCGACCAAACAGGGACCUACCAUGGAGACAGUGACCUGCAGCUAGACAGAAUCAACGUCUAUUACAAUGAAGCUACAGGAGGUAAAUAUGUACCCAGAGCUAUUCUAGUAGAUCUGGAGCCUGGCACUAUGGACUCUGUGCGUUCAGGAGCAUUUGGACAGAUCUUCAGACCAGAUAACUUUGUGUUUGGACAAAGUGGAGCUGGUAAUAACUGGGCCAAGGGCCACUACACAGAGGGGGCGGAGCUUGUAGAUUCCGUUCUGGAGGUGGUUCGCAAGGAGUCAGAGAGCUGCGACUGCCUGCAGGGCUUCCAGCUCACUCACUCCCUAGGUGGAGGCACUGGGUCAGGCAUGGGCACCCUCCUUAUAAGCAAAAUCCGUGAAGAGUAUCCAGACCGCAUAAUGAACACCUUCAGCGUGGUGCCUUCCCCGAAAGUCUCUGACACCGUAGUUGAGCCUUACAACGCCACACUGUCAGUCCAUCAGCUGGUUGAGAACACAGAUGAAACCUACUGCAUAGACAAUGAAGCCUUGUACGAUAUCUGCUUCCGCACCCUUAAACUCACCACCCCAACGUAUGGCGACCUCAACCAUCUGGUCUCAGCCACCAUGAGUGGUGUCACCACCUGCUUGCGCUUCCCCGGCCAACUAAAUGCUGAUCUACGCAAACUAGCGGUUAAUAUGGUACCGUUCCCCCGUCUGCACUUCUUCAUGCCUGGCUUUGCUCCUCUGACCAGCAGAGGCAGCCAGCAGUACAGCGCUCUCACUGUACCCGAGCUCACUCAGCAAGUGUUUGACGCCAAGAACAUGAUGGCAGCCUGCGACCCAAGACACGGUCGCUACCUGACCGUCGCCGCUGUUUUCCGUGGCCGCAUGUCUAUGAAGGAAGUCGACGAGCAGAUGCUGAACGUCCAGAAUAAGAACAGCAGCUACUUUGUUGAAUGGAUCCCAAACAACGUCAAAACCGCCGUCUGUGACAUUCCACCAAGGGGUCUCAAAAUGGCCGUCACCUUUAUCGGGAAUAGCACUGCCAUCCAGGAACUCUUCAAGCGUAUCUCUGAGCAGUUCACAGCCAUGUUCAGGCGUAAGGCUUUCUUGCAUUGGUACACAGGAGAGGGAAUGGAUGAGAUGGAGUUCACCGAGGCAGAGAGCAACAUGAAUGACCUGGUGUCUGAAUAUCAGCAGUACCAGGAUGCCACCACUGAAGAGGAAGGAGAGUUUGACGAAGAGGCAGAUGACGAUGCCUAAACAGGAAAUGAAGAAGGGUUGGGAGAAAGAGAAAGGGUGGUGUUUGGGGAAGGGUUAGUGUGUUCAAGUUUGAAUAAAUGUAGCAAAACAUAAGGAAACAAGGUUUAGUGUCUCAGCCAGAUGACGUAGAAAUUAGCACUAGACAAAUGGGGCCAAAAAUAACCAGAGGUAUGAAGAAAAAUUGUUCUUGACCAUGGAAUGGGUGAAAAAAAGUGAUAACUGCACAGUUCACUUGCUUUUUGUGUUGGUUUAUUUAACAUUCUGAUGUCAUCAGUUCAACCCCAGCUAGCACACUUAUAUCUGUAAGAUGUCUGGAGAUCUGGAAAACAUCUGCUGAGUAAAAACAUCCGCUAAACAUAGAAAGAGAAGUUUUACAUCCAUUCUAAAGCAUAAACAUCUUACAGAUGUCUUCUAGAUGUCUAUAUGACAUCUGAGCGUAGUCAUUUUAGAGACUUACUGCCGAUGAGCAAACUAUGUAUUGCAGAUGUAAACGGUCAAAUAGACGUCUGCCAGAUGGAGUAUGCUAUCAGGGACAGAGAAGAAUAAAAUAACAAACGUCCAGUUUUUCUAAAGCAUAUGAUAUCAUCUUUGUGUUUGACUUUAAGUCAAAAACAAUCUAAAUUACGUAAGAACAAAAGUGUUGGAGGGAAACUAUCCAGUGAAUUAGAAUUAUUGCUAUAAUUCAGAUAACUGUAGGUGGAGUCAGGGAGGAAUACUAGAAAGACUUUCUUAUUUCAUGUUUGCAAAGACCUCAAGUCACAUUAUGUUACUAUUUUGCACUAGAAAAAGGCACUCUGUGAGAAUUGCACUUCAACGUGACCUACUGAGGUCACAUUGCAGUAUUUAGAGAAAUGUUUCGAAGGGAAAAGUAUGUUUUGCAAAAGAUGAAGGAAAAACAAAGAAAGGGACUGAAAGAAAGCCAAGAUUCAGAAUAACUGUGUUACUGAAUCUAUACCUCACUUGGACGUCAGACAACGUCUAUAGGAGGAAAUAAGUUGAAUGACAUGGGUGACAAUAGAAAGUAUUUUUAGAAAAUGAAGAAUUGAGGGAUUAAGCAUGUUGAAUUGAUUGUCAGUGCACAUAUAAAAUUUAUGGACUCCGUUAUGUCCAAUAUGAGCCCAUACUGUGUUGAUUCAUUUUUUAUAUAUUUAAAAUGUCUUAAUGUCCCUUGCGUUUUUUUAUUUCCUGUUGGAAAAACUGAGCCUCCGGAGAAAACCAAAAUAAAAUC
Triplophysa dalaica is the source of this 2698-nucleotide messenger RNA. It is a transcript of the gene tubb5, whose product is annotated as tubulin, beta 5. The record is from RefSeq and is a predicted model, not a curated record. Gene Ontology annotation, cellular component: microtubule; cytoplasm. Gene Ontology annotation, molecular function: structural constituent of cytoskeleton; GTPase activity; GTP binding. The coding region runs from base 136 to 1470 and encodes 444 amino acids. Gene Ontology annotation, biological process: mitotic cell cycle; microtubule cytoskeleton organization. NCBI's taxonomy places the organism in Eukaryota, Metazoa, Chordata, Actinopteri, Cypriniformes, Nemacheilidae. The transcript has 4 exons.